AUGACCGUGCUGGGGGGAUUUCCAACCAGCGCGAGUGUGUCACUUGUCAAAAGUAUAGUUACCAACCCGAAUACAAUGCAUACGACUGGGCAUCAAAUGCACCAGCUUCAUGCACCUACUGUGUGCCUGCCACCGGCGCUACGAACACGCGAAGUGGAGCUGCUAGCAACCGCUGCGAAUGCUCUGGAUGCCGGAUUAAGCUUGUCUGUGGCAUGCUUCAGUCCAGCGGUCAGCGGUCACAACGCGCAUAGCAUUCACAGCCUUCACAGCCUUCACAGCCUUCCGAACGGUUUGAGGCAGUGCCGAAUGAAUGCGAGAGACGUCAAACUACUGCAACUUGCUACAGAUAUCCCGGGGGAGUUGUGCUCUGUUACGCCUGCGAACCGCCACAAAGAUGUCUAG
Messenger RNA from Sphaeroforma arctica JP610, 402 nucleotides. RefSeq lists its product as hypothetical. Bases 1 to 402 code for a protein of 133 amino acids. The record is from RefSeq and is a predicted model, not a curated record. The transcript is spliced from 2 exons. NCBI's taxonomy places the organism in Eukaryota, Ichthyosporea, Ichthyophonida.